Euleptes europaea (tarantolino) is the source of this 1242-nucleotide messenger RNA. Its product is annotated as gastrula zinc finger protein XlCGF57.1-like. The record is from RefSeq and is a predicted model, not a curated record. Gene Ontology annotation, biological process: regulation of transcription by RNA polymerase II. The annotation marks the transcript as partial. The transcript is spliced from 4 exons. Lineage: Eukaryota; Metazoa; Chordata; Lepidosauria; Squamata; Sphaerodactylidae. Gene Ontology annotation, molecular function: RNA polymerase II cis-regulatory region sequence-specific DNA binding; DNA-binding transcription factor activity.
AUGGAAGGGCAGGACCCGGAAGGACCUGGACCUUCCAAGAGAGCAAGGAAAGGUCCCCUGCCCAUCCAGGCUGGGAGUGGCAUCAAAUCCUGGGAGAGAGCUGUGCCAGAGAUCCGGAAUCAGGAGCCCCUGAACUCAGGAGUUUAUUGCCAACGCUUCCGGCAGUUCCGCUAUUGGGAGGCUGAUGGGCCCCGGGAGAGAUGGGCUCCAUCCCUGAAGAUGGAAGCUAAGUUCUGUGAGACGGAAAGAGCCCCUUCAGAGGAAGGGCAGUGGGCCCAAUCCCAGGAGUAUGCCCAAGGUGCCCUCUCAUGCGGCAGCGAAGAGACAGUGUUGAUCCGUCCUCUUUGCGGAAGUGUGGAGACAGCUGCUGCACUUCCAAACUGGAAACCUUGUGAAUGCUCCGAGUGUGGAAAGAGAUUCAGUUGCAGUGGCACGCUUCAAAGUCAUGUAAGAACCCACACAGGGGAGAAACCUUUUGAAUGCUCCGAGUGUGGAAAGAGAUUCAGUUGCAGUGGCACUGUUCAAAGUCAUGUAAGAACCCACACAGGAGAGAAACCUUUUGUAUGCUCUGAGUGUGGAAAGAGAUUCAGUUGUAGUGGCAGUCUUCAACAUCAUCGAAGAAUACACACAGGGAAGAAACCUUUUGAAUGCUCAGAGUGUGGAAAGAGAUUCAGUUGCAGUGGCAAUCUUCAAAGUCAUGUAAGAACCCACACAGGGAGGAAACCUUUUGAAUGCUCAGAGUGUGGAAAGAGAUUUUCCUUCAGUAGCAAUCUUCAAAGGCAUUUAAGAACCCACACAGGGAAGAAACCUUUUGAAUGCUCAGAGUGUGGAAAGAGAUUCAGUUGCAGUGGCAAUCUUCAAAGGCAUUUAAGAACCCACACAGGGGAGAAACCUUUUGAAUGCUCUGAGUGUGGAAAGAGAUUCAGUUGCAGUGGCCAUCUUCAUACGCAUCUAAGAACCCACACAGGGGAGAAACCUUUUGAAUGCUCAGAGUGUGGAAAGAGAUUUACUAGCAGUAGCAAUCUUCAAAAUCAUGUAAAAACCCACACAGGGAAGAAACUUUUUGAAUGUUCACAGUGUGGAAAGAGAUUUACUAGCAGUGGCAAUCUUCAAAGGCAUUUAAGAACCCACACAGGAGAGAAACCUUUUGAUUGCUCCGAGUGUGGAAAGAGAUUUACUAGCAGUGGCAAUCUUCAAAGGCACUUAAGAACCCACACAAGGGAGAAACCUUUUGAAUGCUCA